CGUACCUCCGCCUUCUCCCUGCCAGUGUUGGCUCAGACGUUAAGGAGGUCUGUUGCGUGCUCUCUGAAAUUAGUCACUUAUAAUCUAUUAUUUCGACGGAAAAUGGAUUUACAGAAGCUGAAGAGCGUUCAGGUCACGUAUGUGGCCCUGAGUUUAUUAUUCCUUGUCAAAAAUGCGUCAGGCAUCAGCUGCUACCAGUGUGACAGCACCAGAGACCUUCACUGCCCAGAGUACUUCCAGGCGGGGUACCACCAGGCGCCCACCGCCCUUACCUCCACCACCUGCGACCAGGUCUUCGAGGCUCGUUACUGCAUCAAGACCACCGGAUUAUUUGAAGGAGAGCUUGGCACCAAGAGGUUCUGCUCAGCUCGGGACUGGGGUAAUUACUGUGAGUGGGUGAGGCGGCCUGGUGACGAGAGAGAAUACCGGGCCUGCGUCUUCACCUGUUCGGGUAACUCUUGCAAUGCUGCCCCAAGCACACUCACGCCAACACCCCUCUCUCUCCUCCUGCUGCCUGCGCUGAUUUUCCUGUUUUUCACAGCCUGGCUCACUGCUUUGUAGAUGCUUGGCUGGCAGUGGGGGUCAGGACCCUUACAUUACUUUCUGUUGAUUGAAAAACAUACAUUGUUCGAGCUUCCAAGCCUACAAGUACAGUACUGUACAUCGUGAAAAUAUAAAUGGCUGUGAGAUGAUUCAUUUUUGCUGGCUGUCCCAUUAAACAGUAACUGGUGAUGAAUUAGUGUAAUAGAUGGGGAUACAUGAGUGGAGUUAGCAGAAAGUACACUAGCAUCAACUGUUACAGCCAAUACUCUGGACUUCCAAGAGCAACCUUUACACCUCUGUAUGGCAUUUCAACACUUCUUCUUCUAGUAUUAUCAUAGAAUAAAUUUCUGAUAAGUUUAAGUUUACCGAGGACCACUUGUAGCCUCAGGAAUUGGGUCACAUAUCUUGAAUUGACCUAUUUUAUAAUUAUUUUUUUCAAUAGUUCAUGAUGUUAGUCAGAUUUUAAAACAAAAUUCAGAAAAUACUGAGAACCUCAGGCAAAGAAUCUUAAAUAUAGUAACAUAUAUGAUUCUUCCUGGCAAUACUAGAGUGUAGUUGUGGCCUCAAUAUUGUUUACAUGUUUGUAAUGUUAUAACAUACUUGUUAUUCCUGUUUACAAUAGAGUACAGGAAAUGCAUUGUUGUUUAAUAACAAAAUAAAGUUACCAUCAUGUGAUAGAGAAAUUCAUUAAAUAAUGUGAGUACAAUGAAUCUUUGUGUAUGUUUGUUUUAUUAUAAGGACAACUGUCUUGCACUUAAGCACAAAAAAAUAAGUGAUAAUCUACCCAUUUAAUUUUCCUCAGAAAGCUGUUAUUAAACAAAAGUAAACAAACUGUAAUUUCCUUAAUGUGUUGCAUUCACAAGUCCAGUUAUUCAGGACAUAUAUUGAAGCCUGAAGCCAACCAAGAACCCUGUGCAGCCGUCAAACGUGGUUAUUUGUACACCUGCCCCAUGAAGGAUGUAACCUUCAAUUUAAGUACUAUACAUAGGUCAAACAAGCUCACAAGAUGUUUAUCCUGUCAUCUUCAAUCAGGUGUUCCUAAACAUCACAUAGGAGAAGGCUAUGAUAUCACCCUAAUAAAAGGAAUGCUGAAUAAUAACCACUUGUAUAAUAAAGCCCAAGAUGUAAGGAGAUUAAAAGUUCUUGAAGUCCUACACAUAAAAAUAGAAUGCACCAUAAACACUUAAAAGAAUAAAUUAUUCAUUCUCCCCACUAUAAGAGUGAGAGCAAGACUGAAACUCAAAGAUGCCAAAGAUGCCCAAAAUGCCAUAAUCAAAACUAUGGUCACCUGAGUUCUUAUAUGUUUAGUUUAUUGGCCCAUCACAUCACAUUCCCUCUACGCAUUUUCUUUUGCCUGUCACCUGACGUAAUUUUGUAUGCACCUGACUUUCCAGGGUUAUAAAUCAGAUGUUUCCUCAUGUCCUGCCAUUCCUCACUUGAGAAUGAACCAUGAAGGUUCAAAAUAUUAUGUAAAUUUCAAUAAGUAUAAUACAUCAUACAGUUAGUCUUCUUUUAGUCAAAACUUAAACAAAUAUGACAUUUGAAGAAAUCCUCAUCCAAUUAAACCAAGAUGUUAGAGGGAAGGAAGGAUAGAAUAGAGGGGACAGAAGUUGGAGGGAUAGAAGGAAAUAAGAGAUAAAUAAACAAGGAAAUAAUAAACACAGAAUAUGCAGUCAUAUUCAACAAAACAUACAUACAUUACAUGUAGGGGAAUUGACAUGGUAGACAAACUCUUUAGCACGGGUGGAACACGAACAAAGGGACACAAGUGGAAACUUAGCACACACAUGAUAAAGAUUCUGUUUAACACGGGUGGCACGCUCACAAGGAGAGACAGGUGGAACUGUGUAGCCAAAUGAGCCACUUGGAAUUUAGAAAAAACUUUUUCAGUGUCAGAGUAGUUAACAGAUGGAAUGCAUUAGGCAGUGAUGUGGUGGAGGCAGACACCAUACACAGUUUCAAAUGUAGAUAUGACAGAACCCAGUAGACUCAGGAA
Procambarus clarkii (red swamp crayfish) is the source of this 2539-nucleotide messenger RNA. RefSeq names its product UPAR/Ly6 domain-containing protein bou. The record is from RefSeq and is a predicted model, not a curated record. Lineage: Eukaryota; Metazoa; Arthropoda; Malacostraca; Decapoda; Cambaridae. Gene Ontology annotation, biological process: sleep; regulation of synaptic transmission, cholinergic; positive regulation of voltage-gated potassium channel activity.